Molecule: messenger RNA, 1082 nt
Organism: Ctenocephalides felis (cat flea)
Lineage: Eukaryota; Metazoa; Arthropoda; Insecta; Siphonaptera; Pulicidae
Product: double-strand-break repair protein rad21-like protein 1
Exons: 5
Coding region: 7-591 (194 amino acids)
Source: RefSeq, a predicted model, not a curated record
AGUAGUAUGACUUCUAUUAAUGCAGACCUUUCUAAUACAAUGGUUGCUGGGUUGCCUCAAAUACCGGGUGAUCAGGUUUCUUCAAUUUUAGAUGGUCCUAGAGACCAUUCAGAAUUUUUUGGAGAAGCACAUUCAGAUGCUCUGCAAGUUCCUUCAUUUGGAUUUAAUGAGAACCAAUCCAUGCAAAUGGCUAACAUGGGUUAUGAUGAAUUAGCGGGUGGUAAUCAGACACCCCGACCGCCAAUGUCUGAGAGAGUGGCGACACCUUGGCAUGAAGAUUUUGAUUUCCCACCUUCUGUAGGACUGACUGGAGAGGAACAAAUGGUGGAUGAAACAGAUGAACAAUUCGAAGAAAGAGUUCUUAAUAAAAGGGCUGCACAGUUGUUUAUGUCAGUUAAGACGAAGUUUUACAAGCAGGAUCACUUAUUUAUAUCAGACAUGGCAAGGAAUAAUAAUCGUAAACAGGCAGCACAGAAGUUUUACAGUCUGUUAGUUUUGAAAAAGUUUCAAGUGUUGGAUAUAUCUCAAGAAGUUCCUUGUGGUGAUAUACGAGUUGUUAAGGGAGUUAAGUUUGAUAAUCCUACACUAUAAGCUUGCAGACAGGUAAUAAUUUGUUAAUUCCAUGAUCUUAAAGAACAUACAGUUUUAUCAUAAAAGAAAUGUACGUAUUACGUUUGAAUCUAGAUAUCUUAAAAAUGAUUACAGUUAAAAUUGGUGAUAUUUUAAUUUGAUUUAUUAUGAGAAGUUUAUAAAUGUAAAUAAGAAAUGUUGUAAUGCGUACUUUUCAGUUUGACCGAUUACAUAAGGUAAUAUAAAAUUUGAAUGAAACCAAAAGAGCCGCAGUACAUUUGUGAAAUGAAUUUAAUAAGAAAUUUUAUUAUAGAUAUAAUUUGUAAGUGUAUAAUUCUAUUUAUUAAGAUAGAGGUAUGCAUCAGUUAUAUGAAGCUGCUGCUGCUGAAGUUACAUAAACUGAACCAAGUUAGUUUUCUAUAAGGUAGAAUGAGAUUUUAAAGAUUCGAAAUAUUUUAUAUAACAAUUAUUUAUGUAUUUCAUCUAUUGAAGAAUUUGAUCUUCGUAAUUAA